AUGACAAGUCUUGCUCUUAAGAGUCAUAUUACCACAACUUUGAUAAACAUGAAUUAUGGACAUUUUACACAGCUUCAAAAGAAUAAAUUUAGUUUAAAAUUAGGAAAUUCUAUUAAUAACAUUUUGAAGAAAAAAAAUUUGGAAGAACCAAAAGAACUGAAAGGAUCAGUUCUUGAACGAUGGAGAAUAUACUGGAAAAAUUUGUGUACAGAUUAUAAAGAAGCACUAUGUGACAGUGCCAAACAUUGUAAGAAACAUCCAAUAAGAACAUCCAUAUAUGUUUCUGUUUUAGCAUCCUGUGUAUACCUACACAGAUAUAAUCCAGAUGAAUCUUCCUUCAAAGAACUUUUAUUGCAAAAUACCAUGAAAAUAAUGCAAGUGGGAGAAGCUAUACGUAAUCCAAUAUCUGAAUAUCAUGUAAAGUGGUUAGGACAAUGUUACAAUGAGGGAAUUGUACGAUGCAUGAAUUUGGGUAUAAUUUCCUUAAUUUGGUUAGACAACUAUGAUGAAACAUGUUCUUUGUAUAAAGCUGUUUGUCCUUAUUUGAAAAUACAGUAUGCAACAUUCUAUGAAAGAGUGGUAGAUUUUGGAUUUUUAGGUAAAUGGUGGAUCAUAGAAAACAAAAUGAAAGAUUAUGAUGUAAAUGGAACAGAAUUUGCAAAUGUAACAAAUGAAUAA
Molecule: messenger RNA, 678 nt
Organism: Habropoda laboriosa
Lineage: Eukaryota; Metazoa; Arthropoda; Insecta; Hymenoptera; Apidae
Exons: 5
Coding region: 1-678 (225 amino acids)
Biological process (GO): protein insertion into mitochondrial inner membrane
Cellular component (GO): TIM22 mitochondrial import inner membrane insertion complex
Source: RefSeq, a predicted model, not a curated record